This is a messenger RNA of Arachis duranensis, 1109 nucleotides long. RefSeq lists its product as uncharacterized. The record is from RefSeq and is a predicted model, not a curated record. The coding region runs from base 4 to 1077 and encodes 357 amino acids. Gene Ontology annotation, molecular function: DNA helicase activity. Lineage: Eukaryota; Viridiplantae; Streptophyta; Magnoliopsida; Fabales; Fabaceae. The transcript has a single exon. Gene Ontology annotation, biological process: DNA repair; telomere maintenance.
ACAAUGCGAGAUUUAUUGAGAUUCAAGAAUGUUCAUAGUGAAGAGCAACCUUUUGGAGGGAAAACAAUUGUGUUUGGUGGUGACUUUAGACAGAUACUCCCUGUUAUACCCAAAGGAAGCAGGCAGGAUAUUGUGAAUGCGACUAUCAAUUCAUCCUACAUUUGGAAUAGUUGCAACAUGUUGAAACUAACAAGAAAUAUGCGGCUACAAGCGGAUGAUGCUAAUGUACAUUCGUCUGAGUUAAAGGAUUUUGCAGAAUGGAUACUAAGCAUUGGCGAUGGUAAAUGCGGGGAGUCUAAAGAUGGAAUUGAUACAAUUCAAAUUCCCAAUGACAUUCUGAUAAAAGAAUGGGAGGAUCCUAUAGCUGCUAUAUGUAGAGCAAUUUAUCCCGAGAUGUUUUGGCCUUCAAAUUCUGUCUAUGAAGUCGAAGAUCGAGCUAUCCUUGCCCCAACAUUGCAAAUAGUAGAUGAGAUUAAUCGAUACAUGAUGAGUUUAAAUCCAUGUGAAUCACAAACAUACUAUAGUUCUGACAAAGCAUGUCCAACAGAGCCAUCUAAUGAGUUAAUCGCAUCAAUACACACUCCAGAAUUUCUAAACACAAUUAGGUGUUCGGGGAUUCCUAACCAUGAGUUGACAGUCAAGGUAGGAACACCUAUCAUGUUACUACGGAAUAUUGAUCACUCGGCUGGAUUAUGCAAUGGAACCCGAUUGGUGAUAACAAAGCUAGGAAAACACAUUAUUGAAGCUAAAAGCAUGACAGGAAAGAAUGCUGGUCAGAAAGUUUUUAUUCCAAGGAUGACCCUUAGUCCAUCUGACCAUAGAAUACCAUUCAAGUUUCAACGCAGACAGUUCCCUAUAAUGGUAUCCUAUGCCAUGACAAUUAAUAAGAGUCAAGGACAAUCCUUAUCAAAAGUUGGAUUGAUUUUAAAGAAGCCUGUUUUUACCCACGGACAAUUGUAUGUGGCUAUUUCGAGAGUUACAAAUAAAAAAGGUCUUAAGAUACUCUUAUGUCAUGAAGAAGAAAGGAGCAAUGAGACAGAUAAUGUUGUUUUCAAAGAAGUGUUUAGGAAUGUUUGACAAAGGCUAUAUGUCUGCCACAUUUUAUAUCA